AUGAGUAACACGUCUACAAGUAGCAAUGAUGAAAAGUACAUAAAGUUCAAAAAGGAAAAUCUCAUGGGUGCUUUGAAAAGAAAUAAUUAUUAUAUAAAAAAAAAUGAUUUAGAUAGUUCUGUUAAUGAAUCUAUUGAAAAUGAAAAUAAAAAAACUUAUAGAUGCUAUCAUUGCAAUAGAAAAGUUGAAGAUGUAUUAAUUUUAUCUUGUAAACAUUUAAUAUGUCUUAUAUGUUCUAGCAUACAAUUAGAAGAGAAUUAUAAAAAUUUUUUAGAAAAAUUCAUGAACAAAAAAUGUAUUGAAAAUAAUAAAAAUAAGAAAAGUCAUCAUAUUGAUGAAUGUUUUGAUAAUUAUAAAGAUAUGAUAAAAAAUAAAAGUACAUACAAUAAUAUAAAUGAUAUAAAAAAUGUUAUGUUUAAUAAUGAUAUCAUAUUAGAUGAUAUGUACAAGAAAGAUAAGGUUGGUUUUAUUACUUGUAAAUUAUGUAAUAUUAAAAAUAAACUUUCUUUAGAAUCUAUAGAAAUAUUAACAAAAGUCGGAUUGUUUUCUCAUAAUAUUUUAAAUGUUCAUAAAUUUUUUUUUAAUAAUAGAAAUGGUUAUGAAGAAAAUAAUAAUAAUAAUAAUAAUACUUUAAAAUACAAUUCUAUAGAGGAAGAUGGAAAUAUAUUGGAUAAUUCAUUGAAGAAUUAUAUAAAUAAUGAUGAAAAAAAGAAAUUUCUUUUAUUGAAAAAUAAAUAUGAUUAUAUAAAUGAUCAACUGGAUGAUUUAGAGAAAUAUUCUUAUAUAUGUAAUAUUUGUUCUUAUAAUGAAGCUAUUAUAUAUUGUAAAGAUUGUGUAGAAUAUUUAUGUAAAGAAUGUUGUGAUAAUAUUCAUGAAAUGGAUAUACUUAGAAAAAAAGCCAAUUUAAAAAUUGAAAAAGAACAUGAAUAUUAUGAAAUAGAAAAAUCAUGUUUUCAUUUAAAAAAGUUAGUUAAGGCCCCUAAAAAGUUUUUAAAUAUAACCCAAGAAGAUAUAGAUAUCAUGUGUAAUACUGAUGACGAAAGUUAUACUACUUAUAGGGAUAAUAAUGACAAGUAUAAAAUAUAUGAUAACAAUAAUAAUAAUAUUCAAAGUAAGAAUAAAAAUUAUUGUUAUAAGGAUGAUCCAUCGAAAAAGAUAAAUAUAUACAAUGACAAUAUUGAGAAUGAUAGAAAUAUUCAUGUGGACAUAUUUGAUAAACUUCAUAUGAAUGAUUCAGAUUUUGAUACUUAUGAUGAAGAACAUUUUUAUAGGAGACAAAAAUUUUUUUUAGAUAAAGCAGAAAAAAAAAGAAAAAAUCUUCUUCUUUCUAAAAAAUUAAAUGGUCUUGUUGAAAAUAUGAAAAAUGAGAGUUGUUAUGAAAGUGAUUAUUCAUCAAAGUAUGGAACGGAUGGUUCCAUAAAAGAUAAUAAAACAAAUGAAUUAUUAAAAUUGAAGAAAAAAAAAAAAAAAAAAAUGGUACAAAUGAGAAAAGAAAAUAAAUUACAUAAUAUAAAAAAAGGUGUAACUGAUUUAAGAAAUAUUAAAAAUUAUGAUGAUAAACAUAUUAGUGAUGAUGACAAUGUAAGUAGAAGAAAUGAUGCAAUUUGUUCAAACGAAUCUUAUAAUAAUAAUAAUAAUAAUGAUGAUAAUAAUAAUAAUAAUAAUAAUAAUGAUUCUCAUAAUAAUAAUAAUAAUUUGGUUAAUAUAAAAUAUAUUAAAAAUAUGAACAAUAUAAAUAGUAAUAAUUUAAGAAAUGAUACAUAUAUUUUUUCUAAUAGUACGACUGUAGAUAUGAUAUCUUUAGACGAUGAACCAUUAUAUUCAGAUAGUGAACUUAAAGAAAUUGGUAUUACAAAUAUUCAUACAGAAAUAUGUCAAAAAAAAAAUAAUAAAACACUAGAAAAUAUAAAUAAUGAUAUUAUUAAUAAUAAACAGUUUACAGCUAUAGAAAAUGUUCGAUGUAGUGAACAUUAUAAUUAUCCAAUACAAUAUUUUUGUCAUACAUGUUUAUCAUUAUGUUUCUGCUCAGAAUGUGCAAUAAAUGGAAUACAUACAAAUAAUUGUAAUAUAGAAAAUAUUAAUACAGCAUUUAUAACAGUUUUAAAUAAUUAUUUAAUACAGUGGAAUGAAAUUAUAAACGAAUUAAUAAACGAUUUAGAAAAGAAUUUUUAUGAAUCUCUAGAAGAUAUAAAAAAUGACUGGUCAGCACAUUUAAGUGAAUGUUAUUAUAAUUUAAAUACUAAAGUAAAUUAUAUUUUUAAUAAUCUUGUUAAAAAAGAAAAAGAAAUAUUUCAUGAAUUUGAUACAUAUAUAGAGAAAUUCAAAAAGGAUAAUUUACAAUAUAUAGAAUUAUUAAAUGCGAAAUAUGAAGAUAUAGAAAAAACAAUUAACUUAAUACGUCAAAAUAAAUUUCAUACGAAUCCAAUUGAUAUUAUUAAGUUUUAUACAAAUAAUAUUGAUAUUAUAGAUAAAACUAUUUUAUUAAAUAAUGAUUUUAAACCUAUACAAGACUUAUCAAAAGUUAGAGAAAGCAAAAUUUUCUAUAUGGAUUUUUAUGCAUCACAAAUUAAUAGUUAUCUUAAAUAUCUACAGGCAUAUUUAAAUGAAAGCAAUAUCUUACACUCAAAAUAA
Messenger RNA from Plasmodium reichenowi, 2631 nucleotides. RefSeq names its product tripartite motif protein, putative. Gene Ontology annotation, molecular function: zinc ion binding. The transcript has 2 exons. The record is from RefSeq and is a predicted model, not a curated record. NCBI's taxonomy places the organism in Eukaryota, Apicomplexa, Aconoidasida, Haemosporida, Plasmodiidae. The coding region runs from base 1 to 2631 and encodes 876 amino acids.